Molecule: messenger RNA, 1860 nt
Organism: Penicillium argentinense
Lineage: Eukaryota; Fungi; Ascomycota; Eurotiomycetes; Eurotiales; Aspergillaceae
Product: MDR family MFS transporter
Exons: 4
Coding region: 1-1860 (619 amino acids)
Biological process (GO): transmembrane transport
Molecular function (GO): transmembrane transporter activity
Source: RefSeq, a predicted model, not a curated record
AUGGCUCGUCUAGUCGAAUCCGACACCAUGCAUACGUUUCUGGACCCGCCAGAAGAAGAGGACCUGGAGCUUCAGCAUAUGGACUCGCACCGUCACUUUGAACCCCUGGACUACGACACCAAGCCCAUCUUAGCGGAGGACGCGCUAGAUCCCACCCCCACCGAGCGCGGCAAAUCUACUGAAGAGGUCUCUUAUUUGAAGCUGGUGCCGUUGACGAUCGCAUUAUGCCUGGCUAUGCUCUGUUUGUCCCUGGACGGGACGAUCCUCGCUACGGCGAUUCCCAAAAUUACCAAUGCAUUUAAUUCUCUGGAUGAUGUCGGCUGGUACGGGAGUGCGUACCUCUUUACUAACUGCACUGUGCAACUGCUAUUCGGCAAGCUGUACACCUUCUACUCCGCGAAAUGGGUGUUUCUGUGUGGCCUGGCCAUUUUCGAGAUCGGCUCGCUGAUCUGUGCCCUCGCGCCGAAUUCGGUCUCUCUCAUCAUCGGCCGUGCAAUUGCAGGCCUGGGCGCCGCGGGUUUGUUUUCUGGUGCGAUUAUCAUCAUCGCCAACACCGUUCCGCUGCGCAUUCGUCCGGUUUAUAUCGGGAUUCUGUCGAGUAUGCACGCCGUCGCCAGUGUGGCUGGUCCAAUCCUGGGCGGUGCUUUUACAGAUAAACUGACCUGGCGCUGGUGCUUCUGGAUUAAUUUACCUCUCGGCGCUGUCACUGCCAUUGCCAUUCUCACUCUCAUGCCGACUCGGACGGCGAAUGUUCAGCACCUGCCAUGGAAAGAGCAAAUCCAGCAUUUCGACCUGCCCGGCACUCUCACCAUGAUCCCAUCGAUUAUUUGUCUUCUACUCGCCCUGCAGUGGGGUGGCUCGACAUACCCCUGGAAGAGCGGCCGCAUCAUCGCCCUGAUGGUGCUCUUCGUUGUCCUGUUCAUCGCCUUUCUCGGAAUCCAAUAUUGGCAAAAGGACCGCGCCACCGUCCCCGUCCGCCUCAUGAAGAACCGAAGCGUUUUUGGUGCUGCCUGGUUCGCCUGCUGUAUCUCAGCACCGAUGUUCGUCGUCGCAUACUACCUCCCCAUUUGGUUCCAAGCCAUCAAAGGCGUAACCGCCACCCAAUCUGGCAUCGACAACCUCCCCAGUCUAAUCGGCAUCGUAAUCUUCGCCAUCAUAGCCGGCGGCCUCGCCUCCGUAAUUGGCUACUACACGCCCCUCGUCCUCAUCUCAUCAGUCCUUACCUCCAUCGCCGCCGGCUUGCUCACAACCCUAAAUGUCGACUCAGGCAUGCCGCAAUGGUUCGGCUACCAAGUUUUACUCGCCGCAGGCGUCGGUUUCGGUUGCCAAAACGUGAUGCUCGUCUCCCAAGUCGCCGUCCACUCCGAUGACAUGGCAAUCGCCACCUCAAUCCUAACAUUCGUCCAAACACUGGCCGGAACAGUCUUCCUCUCCGUCGCCGAAAGCGUCUUCCAAAAUAGUCUCAUGACCAACCUCCUCUCCUCCCUCUCAAAAUCAAAUGCAGCCCUCGUCCUCGAAGGCGGCGCAACCGGUUUCCGCAACACAGUCCCAAAAAGCCUACUUCCGCCCAUCAUGUUCGCGUACAAUGACGCCGUCAUGCAGACAUUUUACGUCGCUGUCGCGACGGGAAGUAUCUCCAUCCUCGGACCCAUUUUCAUGGAGUGGUUGUCCAUCAAGGAGCAACCGGAGACGCCAGCCGAGAAGCAAGAGACGCCUUCGCCGCAGAUUCAGCAGUCGGAAGCUGCGCUGGCCAGGAGACGGACUAUCCGCAUGAGUUCGAUUGGUAUGGGUGGGCCGCAUGGUGGACGGCUUAGUACUCUUGGUGCUGCACCGGCGCCUGGAAAUGGGGGCUGGGUUUAG